Molecule: messenger RNA, 1904 nt
Organism: Clupea harengus (Atlantic herring)
Lineage: Eukaryota; Metazoa; Chordata; Actinopteri; Clupeiformes; Clupeidae
Gene: mtpap
Product: mitochondrial poly(A) polymerase
Biological process (GO): RNA 3'-end processing
Cellular component (GO): mitochondrion
Molecular function (GO): poly(A) RNA polymerase activity
Source: RefSeq, a predicted model, not a curated record
ACCAGACAGAGAUGAAAAGCCUGGCUGGCCUGGAGAUUCAUUUUCGUAUUUCACCUUUCAUUUUAUCCCUUUUCACACUAAAGCCGCCGUAUGACGUCACGCGCGGGUGCUGUCAUUCAGGCUUCAGACAUGGCGGCCUCCAUGGGAGUGAGCAGGUUACAUAUGCGGGGAAACGGGCAACUGUUGAAAUGCUUUCGGAGGAUAUUGACGCCGUCCCAGAGAAGAGUCGGUACAAGCGCAGAGGCUUGUCAGCCCCUGACGGUCCAUCAAGAUGCUGGGAAGUCUUUCCUCACGCUACAGGAGGAGUCGCUUGAGCGUGCUGAAAGGUCCGUUCUGAUCAGCUGUCCCUCGAAGACUUCUGAAAAGAAGAUCCUGAAGUUCUUGUCCAAAUAUGGAACCAUCAACAACUGUUUCUUCUAUGACAGCUAUGGUUCAUACGCUGUGGUGGAGUUUGCCAGCAGGGAUGGCAUUUCCUCUCUCCAUGGGGCUGCCAGUCUGCCUAACAUCCAACAUGAAGCCUCUGUGCCUUUUAAGUCCCGCCUCCUCACACUAAAGAGCAAUGGAGUGGACCUAUCAGAUGGGCCGACCAGCCUAAAGCUGCAACCCCAGACAUCUCUGUCAGUCAAUGAGUUGAUUCAGAGGCUUGCAAAGGAGGAGAGUAUAGACCAGCAGCUGCACUCUCUGACAUCAACACUGGAGCUGACCAAUGAGAACAUUGCUCUUCGCUUCCUGGUCUGCUCCCUCCUCAAAGAUGUCGCUGGUGCAUUCUUCCCAGAAUGUACCAUCAGGCUAUUUGGUUCGUCAGUCAAUGGCUUUGGGAAGCUGGGCUGCGACCUCGACCUCUUCCUGGAUCUGGACACCGUCAGUGGGAGGAGCAUAAAGAGGCCCUCUGGUCUCGCUGUGGAGUACCAGACGAAGAGGGUGGCGUCGGAGCGGACAGUGACCCAGAGCGUGCUGUCUGUGGUGGGGGAGGGUCUGGAGCAGUUUGCCCCCGGUUGUGUGGGGGUGCAGAAGAUCCUAAAUGCCCGGUGCCCCCUGGUGCGCUUCUCACACCAGCCCUCAGGCUUCCAGUGUGACCUCACAGCCAACAACAGGGUGGCGAUGAAGAGCUCUGAGCUGCUGUGGCUGCUGAGCCGGCUGGAUGAGCGUGUGCGCUGCCUGGUGUUCAUGGUGCGCUGCUGGGCCCGCGCCCACGGCCUCACCAGCUCCAUCCCCGGGGCCUGGAUCACUAACUUCUCCCUCAGCACGCUGGUAGUGUUCUUCCUGCAGACCAGAUCGCCCCCCAUCUUGCCCACCCUCGAGCAGCUCAGAGAGCUUGCCAGUCCUGCUGAUAAGUGUGUUAUCGAAGGAAAUGACUGCACAAUGGUGAGCGACCUGAGCAAGAUCCAACUGAAGCCGAACACCGAACCGAUGGAGACGUUACUUCAGGAGUUCUUUGAGUUUUACUCAACAUUUGCCUUCAAUCGCAUGUCCAUCAAUAUCAGAAAGGGGAUGCAUCAGCACAAGCCCGAGGCUGCGCCGCUUCACAUCCAGAACCCGUUUGAGGCGGGCCACAACGUCAGCAAGAACGUGAACACGACCCAACUGGAACGCCUGGUGGCCCUGUGCCGGGAGAGCGCCUGGCUCCUGGCCCACGGCGGAGGCACCAUCCCGCCGGGCACCGUCGGCGCCGCGGGGGCAAAGGCGGUGCCUUGGGGGAUCGCAGCACUCUUGAUGCCCUCGGUUGCCGAGGCGGCGGGGGUGAAAGGUCGCAAGAAGAAGAAGCGGGAGCCGGCGAGCGAGAGGAUCAAGAACCUGCUGCAGUCGCUCAACAAGCCGGCGAGGAAGUGAAGAGAAACUGGACACAAACACACGCACACACACACACACACACACACACACACACACACACACACACACACAAA